This is a messenger RNA of Myxocyprinus asiaticus (Chinese sucker), 3893 nucleotides long. RefSeq names its product cation channel sperm-associated auxiliary subunit beta-like. Bases 124 to 3330 code for a protein of 1068 amino acids. The record is from RefSeq and is a predicted model, not a curated record. The transcript is spliced from 27 exons. Gene Ontology annotation, cellular component: CatSper complex; cilium. NCBI's taxonomy places the organism in Eukaryota, Metazoa, Chordata, Actinopteri, Cypriniformes, Catostomidae.
AUUUAAGAGUUAAAAUAGGAUAAUUAUUUAGGCUAUUUAAAGAACUUGAGAGCACUAAACCAGAGUUCAUCCCGCAGGGGGACCCUUCGAGGUCAGCUAAAAGGCGUACUACAAAAAAUUAGCAUGAUGAAUGUGUUUUUCAUUACAACCCUCAUACUGUCUGGAGUCGUGAAUGUCUUUAAUCUGUCAGAACAUGAACCAGACAUGAAAGAAUUGCUUCAGUGUUCUGGCCAAACUGAGCAAAGUAACAGGCUUCGUUUGUACCUGGGACUGGAGAAUUUGGUUGUUAACUGUACAUUACACAAGACGGAUCAGUCUGCGGUGUACGCCGCCUCUGGGAUCAAGCCCACCAUUGUUAUCUUCAAUCGCACCAACUCUGUCAUUUUCUCCUUUAAAUUAAACAAGAAUGAAUCAGUCUGGCAGGUCAACAUCCCAAGACACAAGAUAACUAACAGUAAAGAGGUCACACCUGUGGAUGAGUGGUAUCUGGAUUGUGGCAUGUUUUAUAACUCAAGUAAGAUCAGCACUGUGUUGUACACAUUGAAGGGAACUCUACUGGAUGUGAUCAGAGAGCCAGUUCUGCAGUGGAGCAUUGGAGAAGAGAUCUCUGCCGGGGUCAUAGCCUCUCUCAGUCCACAUAUUGUCAAGCUGCAGGUCAGUCAGAGCCCCUGUGCCCGUGAUGUGGCUGUGCUGGCUCCAGUCUUCACUCCAGGAAAACACGCAGGAGUCAUCCUCAGCAUCACAAGAUCAGCUUUUACCUCCCAGACCCGCUGGGUCAACAUCACCCUAUCAUUAUGUGCUCUCAUGAAUGAAGUUGGCAUAUUCAGCUGUGAUGGGAUCUCUUUAGUGGACUUGAGGUUGACAAACUGUCACCUUUUCCUCCUGACCAACAGAGGGCUCUUCAUCAGUCAGGACCUGCUCUCGUCUGCCACUGGCCCUCUCAAUUUCACACUGCGGUCUAUCACACCACUUGCAAAGGUGAAUUACACUGUGGCAACACUGUGGUUCUCCUCACAUUGUGCAACUGAUUUUUCUGAUGAUUAUAUCGCUUUGAUCUCCAGUGAAGGAAAAAAUGCCAGCCUUCACUCCAGCUGUGUGUACAGUCAGUAUCCUUUUAAGAAAUGGUUCAGCUGCCAGACCUCAGCCAUGAAUAAACACCACUACAUCUCCUUCUUACAUGACCAUCACCAGCACACUGCCCUGAUCCUCUCACGUACUCAGAAAGGUGCCACUGAUGUAUCAGUGUUUGGCCUGCAAGAAGGGCACUUAAAAGCUUCAGCUAAAUUCCCACCAGCACAGUUGGACUUUGAGCCCAAGGGUAUAAUCCUACUCGACACUCACAUCAUCCUCUAUGGCUCAGAGGUGUGGAUGUCAAUAGACAGGGGUGCCACCUUCAAACAUGUCUUCUCUCUAAAUGAGGAGGAAGUGAUGGAGGUUGUCAGUUGUGCUGUCAGUGGAGUGCUGCUUCUUCUUACUGACAAAGGCCAUAUGUACCUGAUGAAGUCAGUUAUGCACAAGUUUGCGUUGUUAAAUGAGACAUUGGACCAUCAGAGCAGCUUGCUUUGUGAUCACAUGGGAAUAUUAAUGGGAGUAAGCCUGGACCCUACACAUCCUAUUGCCCUUUCCUACAAGUCCAUCAACAUUUCUCAACUCAUAGUGGAAUAUGAGAUUGGAUUUGACGGUCCACUGGCCCUGCAGUACAGCACACAUCAGUCAGUGUUACUGCAUGAAUAUGGACAAAUGAGCUCUUCUCCCUCUGCCCCACAAUGCCACUUUUCUCACAACCACGUGGGCAAUGUCAUCUACUUCAGUGCUGGUGGAUCAGUCAUGAUCACAGAUCUCCUUCAAACACACUAUCAGAAAGGUUUUGCCUGUGCUGUUGUGGGCUAUGUUAUUGAGCCAGUGGGAGGGGCCAGCCUUGAGGCAGAGCCUAUACAGGGAUAUCACCUACUAGUGGAGAAGGAGGUUGUUGAAGGCUUGCAUGUUUAUCUGAAGUUAAGUGGAAAUGUUUCCACUGAAGGUUUUGAUGAAGCUCAUGUUGGUAAGACUGUGGUAGUCCCUGGUUUCAGCAGCUACCUCAUCACAGGGCUAGAUGCAGGUCGAGCACUAGCCACGCCCACCAUGCCUGCUCUGAUUCUGCCCCAGAUGACACAUCAAGCUGGUGAUUGGCUUCUGUUCCAUUCAUUUGGGCUGGGCAGUUGGGGCAUGAAGGAGGGGCCAUGUCACCACACUCUGCACUCAUUGGACGGCCUGCGCAAUGAUGCCCUCAUAAGCAUCGGUGUUCAAGAGAAUCUCACCUUCACAUUCAAAGGUUUCAAUGUCAACCCCUCUCUUCCCAUGAAACGAAUGAAGGUUAUUCUGACUGACCCAUUUGCCAUGCGGAUAACAGCCAAGCAUUCACGAGACCACACCAACAAGCACAUUCUCACUAUCAUGGCUUAUGGCGACCUGUGGAAGCAGAGUGCAAGCACAGUGACUGUGUUUAUCCCAGAGGCGUCUUUGCUCUGCACCUCCUCCAGUUUAACUUUCACUCUGCACACUGUCUGUCCGGAAGGCUUAAGCAUGGUCUUCCUGAUGCCUCGACCCAUCAGCGCACAUGACUGGCUGCAGGGAGACCCUCGGGAUGAAUCGGGCAACAAGAGGCUCUUCGACUUGCCGGUAAACUAUAGGCCACCAUCUCAGGAAGAUGUAUCAAUCCCAACCACAGGCAACAUCUACAACGCUGACCCCAGUAAGCCCAUGUUUCGCCAGCAUGACCAUGUCUCACAGUAUAAGCAGUGUGCUGGGAAGCUGUCUGCUGAAGAGUGUGGCUGCUCUGACUCCCUGAGACUCUCCUCUCUCACUAUCAACUCUGACUGUAGAAAAAGGGUUUUAAAGCUAAAACACCCCGUCAAUGACUUCAGCAUCACACUGUUUCUGAGGAAAGCAAAUUUUCCUGACCAGCCUCUGCACUCUCCAUACUUUGUCACGGUAACAGAGGUCAACAAUCGCACUGACUGGAAGGUGACAGGCACUAAUGCAGCUCCUGACAGACUGAGGCACUACCUGAAAGAAACACUCAGUAUGACCCUCUACAACCCUGAAGGACUUCACAUCAACUGCUAUGGCUAUGAACUCUUUCACUUCCGUAUUUCUGGAUUUGUCCCUGGAAUGGUCUCAUGUGAUCUGGUUGAAGAGGUUCAGAUGUAUGUCGUCACUGACAUCACGGACAUCCUCAUCUAUGUGAAUGCAUUUAUCCUGGGUGGCCUGUUGCUGUGUUGCUUCCAGCGUAAAGUAAUAUUGAGAAGUUUUCUGAAGAGGCGGCCUACUGUGAAGCCUGCCACCCCAUGAUGAUCUCAUCAUCCUGUCCACUCCUGCAACCAGCACAAUCAUUCCUAAUUAGUGAUUGUACAAAAUGCAGUUUUGCAAUGUUUACGAGCUUAAAUGUAAAAAUUUUUUAUUUAUUUUUGAAAAGUGGUGCAGGACACACUGGUGUUAUUAUCAAACACUGUUUAUAUAUUGCUCUAUUUAAGAAUAUUAUACAGAACAGAUCUUAUUUGUAGCGUUCACAUUUGAUUUAUAGUUUGUAGAAGAAUACGUUUAUUUUAAGGUUCUACUUCAAGUUCUCAUUUCUGUAAGACAAACAGCCAGAAUCAUCCUCAGAAAAGGUGAAAGUGGGACUACGAAUUUUUUUUAAUCAAGUCUGUUUAAGGAUACAUUUGAUAUAUUAUUCAGAACUACAUACAUGUAUCACACCUGCUCUUUUAAUUUUAAUGAAUAAAUCUGUUACAAAAUGGAGUUGGCUCCCCAUCACUGCACACUCCAAGUUAAUGUGUUUAACUGUCAAAACAGGGUUAUUUCUGUCUAAAGUUGUGAGCGAGAGUAAGUGUAAGGCCAAAUUGCUCAUUGGACAA